This is a messenger RNA of Macrosteles quadrilineatus (aster leafhopper), 2731 nucleotides long. RefSeq lists its product as uncharacterized. Gene Ontology annotation, cellular component: nucleus. Gene Ontology annotation, molecular function: zinc ion binding. The record is from RefSeq and is a predicted model, not a curated record. NCBI's taxonomy places the organism in Eukaryota, Metazoa, Arthropoda, Insecta, Hemiptera, Cicadellidae. Bases 366 to 1607 code for a protein of 413 amino acids. The transcript is spliced from 5 exons.
AUGGCGCUGGCGCUGGCGCAAUUGUAGAACACUAUAACAGCCUAAUAGCCUAAAUGGUUGAAUGUUUAAUUAGGAAUAUUAUUAGUAUUAGUGUAAAAUAACAAUGUAUUGUGAUGAUGUGGGCAUGGGCAGCCUAAUAUUGAACCGGUGUUUUAAAGAAUCUGCAGUGUCCGUUUUUUAAUAUGAUAGGCCUAGGCCAAGGCCUAGUUUAAUUUUCCAAAACUAGCCUAGAUAACAGUUUAAAUUAGGAUCAAAGUAAAAAGGUUUGAAGGGCUGGAAGCUGUAAUGUUUACUUAAGUUAGUACCAAAUAAAUUAUUGUCUAAGCCUACUAAGAGUGGCGGGGAUUGAAUUCUUAUUAUAAAAAAUGGAACAUUUAUGCAGGCUUUGCGGGUCCGAAGAAGGGAUCAAAGUAGACAUUUUUGAACAUGGAUCUGAUCGUGCAAAGAAGAUCAACAACGUUUUGCCUGUUACUGUGCUGGAACACGAUUCAUUCCCUAAACAAAUUUGUCACCACUGUUCAUACAAGGUUGAGCAGUUUUAUGAAUUUUACAUCAAUUCAAGUAAAACUCAAGAAAUGCUAAGGAACAAGGUUCCUUGGCUAAAAGGCAAAAAGGUGACCCGCAAGCCUGUCAUGGUUCCUCCAAUGGUGACAGUCCCUAACCAUCUAGUGAAUGUAGUGGCUCCUCAAGCAGACAAAACCAUUCAGUUAAAUGGAGAAGGUGAUGAAGAUUAUGCAAUUGUGAUUGAUGACUCUCCCAAUGAUGAUUCUACCAACGGCGCAGGUAGUGAAAAUACGGGAGAUGAAGAGUCAAACAAGACUCUAAACAAACGUAAAAGAACUAAAUCCAAAUCCUUAUGGGAAACGAAAAAAAGGAAGAAAAGAAGCCGUAAACCUUGCAGGAUUGCAGAAGUCUUUUCAACUAAUGAAGAAGCUUAUCAAAACUUGAACAACGAAAAUGAUCCCCUCCAUCAAUCUCUGGUUGAAAGUAUGAAGAAUAAGUCAUUGAACAAUAUCGUUGAAAAUAGCUCCUGCACUGUCAACAGCCCCAAAAGUGACCGGAGUGUUGAAAAGGGAAUACUGACGGAUGACAAUACUGAUAAUACUGACAAUAUAGCUUUACCAAAAUAUAUCUUGACCACCAAACUACCUCGCGUGGGCAAUAUUUAUACCUGUGAGAGAUGUGGUACAACGUUCCUUAAUCCACAAGCCGUUACCAAACACAGAUGUGGCAACCAAAGUCAAAGUCCAGUCCGAGAGGAGAGGCCAAUAGAGACCUCUCCACAACAUCACCUGGAAGACCUUGAGAGAAACACAGUCACUUUUUACUAUUGUAAUGAGUGUAAUGAUGUGUUCACAAGGCAGUCACAGCUCAUCUCACACAAGAAGAAGCACAACAUUCAAACGGAGUCUUCCUCUGAUGACAGUUUCAAACCUUUCAACAGACGUAAAAAACAUCACAAGAAAAUGAGACAUAAACGAAGACUGUUAGAUUCAAAUCACCACAAGAACAACACAUAUGAGAAGACUGAAUCUGACUGCAUCAACUUGGAUGCUGUCCAAUCAAACAUCACCAGACAUUCCCUCCUGUCCUCCGACUCAGAAUAAGUAGUCAAACUACAUCACGAUUUCGCAGGUCGAAAAUCUUCUAAGAAUAACUAAGUAAAGACUUUGGUUGAAAAUGUUUAUCAAUAAGAGUAUGAGUACCUAUAAUAGUUUUAAUGUUUAAAAAUGAUGUGUAAUCUCAGAUUAUUAUGUUUGUUACUUUGAUCAUAUUAAUAUGUAUCUUAAUCAAUGUUGCACCAGUUUGUUAAAUGUUUAUUAUUUUAUCACUGUUUAUUUAUGUUAUUUUUAUUUAAAUAGAAUGUCAAAACUACUAACCUUAAUUCGUCAAUACAUAGUAGUAAAAAAUGUUACAGUACUACUAUUAUAUAAUAUAUAGCAGCCCAAAGUAAUAACGCACAAAUAAAGAAUGUUCGGUGAAUCAAAACGUAAUUACUAUGAGUGUAAAAAUACAGUGUGUAAAUUAUGGUUUAAAUUUUACUCGAGGAAAAAUUCCUUUGUCGUUUAAAUGUGGCAUGAAUAUAAUAUAAAAGGUAACAUUAUUAUUAAAGGUCAGGGGCAAAUUAUUUCAUUAGGAGCUACUAAAUAUGAGUAUUAGGAGUACCUACUUUUUUUACCACAAAGGAAAUAUAAAACACACUUUAUUUCAGCUUCAGCUAUAUUUGAUGCGUUUGCAGCCAGUUUGUCCACUCUUGUCAUUACUUAUUGGAUUUCGAUUAGCAUUAGUCCUAUUACUACUUCGUUCUAAUUAAAUUUAAAUAACAAAUUGAGUCCUUUAUCCUAGUCAAAGACGAAUUGAGGUUAACCUGUGAAUUACUUUUAAUAAUUGGGGUAAGUGUAACCAGGGCAAGUAUAACCACAGCUUAUCAUUUAAGUUUAGGUGCUGAUUGUAAAUUCAAACUCGAGGUUUGUAUGUUUUUGUUAAUCAGAAACAAUGACACUAGCACUUAUCGUAAAGAAUUUUAAUUGUUUUAACAAUUUUUUAGUUACUUUUAAUGAUUCUAUGUUGAUUGGAAAAAUCAUUUAUGUACAGAACAUUUUAUGUACAGAAUAAUUUAUGUACAGAAUAGUUUUAACAAAUGUAUCAAUAUUUUUGUUUUAAUGUUUUUGUUAUCUUAAUGAAAGAAAAAAAUAUUUUUAAUGGAAGAGUAAAACAUUUUUUAUAAUAA